Molecule: messenger RNA, 402 nt
Organism: Colletes gigas
Lineage: Eukaryota; Metazoa; Arthropoda; Insecta; Hymenoptera; Colletidae
Exons: 1
Coding region: 1-402 (133 amino acids)
Biological process (GO): proteasome assembly
Source: RefSeq, a predicted model, not a curated record
AUGUCAAAAGCUAAAGAAAAUACGGAAAAUCUAACAGAGAAAACAGAAAGCGAAUGUUCUUUCAAAUUCUAUGACUUUGUGACAGAAGUUGGUAACAUGACACUUGCUUGUCAUACAAUUAAAAUGGAUAAUAGUCUUUACUUGUGGGUGGGUGAUUCACGUGAAAAAGCAAUGAAUGAUUUAUCAUUUGCUAUUGAAUCACAGUUAGCAAAAGAACCAUUUACAACAAAAAUUAUUGGACCAAUUGCUACUGAAGUUUCAAGUAAUCUUGCUAAGAGACUCUCAAAGAAAUUUUCUAAACCUGUUUAUGUCAGUUUUAAUGUUCCAAUUGAUAAUAUGUCUCUACCUGCAAUUGAGAAAAGACUGAAAGAAGAAUUUGAUGCACACCCUGAUAUUUUAUAA